Symbiodinium sp. CCMP2456 is the source of this 690-nucleotide messenger RNA. The record is from the annotation of a GenBank genome assembly. Lineage: Eukaryota; Dinophyceae; Suessiales; Symbiodiniaceae.
AUGGCGCACAAGGUUCAAGCGGUUAUCUUCGACUUGGACGGCACGCUCAUCGACUACGAAGGUGCAUCACACGAGGCACUGGAAGCGCCUUUGCUGCGCCGUGACAAAGCCCUGUCCUGGGAUUUGCACGGGAAGAUCGUUGGAACGAAAACGGAGGAUUGGUCACGAAAGAUUCUGCAGGAUGUCUCAAUGGAUCCGGAGGCUUUGACUCCGGAGGCCUAUGUGCAGGAGUACCUGGAAGAGAUUAAGGCCUUGUACUCGAAGAUCCCGGCCUGGCCGGGGACGCUGCCCCUGCUCCGUGCGCUGAAGAAAGCCGGCUUCCCAAUGGCAAUAGCAACUUCGAGCCCAAGGAUAUCCUUCGACGAGAAGAUGAAGCACCAUCAGGAAAUCUUGGAUCUCAUGGAUGCCGUCGUCACUGGUGAUGAAGUUGCCAAGGGCAAGCCAGCGCCCGACAUCUUCGAAGAAGCCGCGCGAAGACUUGGCAGGGACAGCCGAAGGUGCGUCGUGUUUGAGGAUUCGCCUUUGGGUAUUGCUGGUGGGCAGGCGGCAGGCUGCCUCACUGCAGCACUGCCUGACCCGAGGUUUCCGGAGAACGCCAGACGGCUGGAAGAACUGCGGCCAACUUGGAUCUUGACAGGUGGCAUCAGCGACUUCAAGCCAGAUGAUCUUCAGUUGGACUGUGAGGAUUGA